AAAGAGGAGGGACAAAUGACGGUUGGUGCAGUGGAGGGUGGCGCAUUCUCGAUAAACAUAUCCUGGGAAACAACCUGUAAACGAAGUGAGACAAUCGAUCAAAGGUUCGCUUUUCCAGUUUGUCGUCUGCUUCAAACAUUCUCCAUCGUUACUGCGCACAGCACGUACUUGUUACUAUACGCGUCCUCCCGUGGUCUUCACCAUCGUCCAUUGAAUAUAGAGGAGCAUCUGUGAACUGCCAUGGAUUUUGGAAGCGAUUUUGUGUACCUCAACUGUGGAGAAGAGCAGGAUGACUUGGAAAAGGUCAAGAUAAGAGAAGAAGAUGAUGCAGUUCUGUCAGAGUCUGAUGAAAGCACUGAUGAUGGAGAGACAUGCAUUUUGGACAUCUUUGACACAGCAGGACAAGAAGAAUACUCAGCCUUGCGUGAAACUUACACUCGAGGAGCUGAUGCUUUUAUCAUGGUGUACAGUGUAACAGAUAGAAGCAGUUUCCAAGAGGCAGAAGCCAUGCACAGCUGGCUCAUGCGUAUUAGGACCAAUGACCUGUACAUGAUGCUGUGCGGCAAUAAAAUAGACCUGACAGAUGAGCGAGUGGUGACACAGAUGGAGGGUGAGGAGCUGGCGAAAAGGCUAGGUGUGCCUUUCAUCGAGACUUCUGCCAAGACAAACCACAACAUCACUGAACUUUACCAUCAGCUGAUUAGGAUGGUGCCACGCUCAGGCAUAGAAUACAAGGUGGUGAUGCUGGGAAGUGGAGGAGUAGGCAAAUCCUCCAUUACACUGCGCUUCACAUCAGACACGUUUCUGCAGGCUUAUGACCCAACAAUAGAAGAUUCCUAUCGAAAGCUAAUCCGAGUGACUGGCCAGCCUCCUGCCGCAAAGAAGAACAGGAAACUCAAAACCACUGAGAAAAAAGCUGCACAAAAGAGUUGGCAACAGUCUGAAGAAAAGCCAAAGAAAAAAAGGAAGAGUGGCAUUCAGAGGUUGUUUUCAAGUUUGCGUCGUUCUUCAAAACACGAUGUUAACAAUUACUCCCAACAACCAGCAGCUGGGUCUCUCCCAGAAAGUGAAGACAGUGAAGAUGAUGUGAAGACAAAACCAAUAACCAGAGUAGAUUAUCAGAGAAAGAUGGAUGGCAAUGUGGUGAUGCUAGAAUUGGGCACACUAGAGAAUGAGCUCAACCUGGUCACAGGGGAUCCAAUCAAGUGCAAGAGCUGUGAGGCGGUUCUGUCAGCCACUGCAUGUCUAGAGGGCACUGAGGGGGAAAAGAAAACGUGGAAAUGUGAAUUCUGUGGCACGAAGAAUGAAGAUCUGAAUGUUGAAGCUGAGGAGAUACCCAAAGGAGACUGCUUUGAUUUCAUUUUGGAACCUGCUCCUCAAAAUCAAGAAGCAACAGAAGAAAUUGUCAAGGAAGCAAAAAAAGAAAUAUCUUCAGGAGUGACUGUGUACUGCAUGGAUGUUAGUUCAUCCAUGGAUAUGCAAUGCUCGAUACCUGAAUUCCAAGCUGUUUGGCGUCAAGAAAGAACAAGAGGUCAGAGUGCGAACAGCUCUGUGUCAAGACUACACUGUAUCAAAGAAGCUGUGCAGAGACAGCUGGAGCAGUUUCAUGUGGAUCAGCCAGAAAGACAUGUCCUGCUCAUGUCCUUUGGCUCUGAAGUAAAUGUGAAUGGUGGAGGAGAAGCGACUUCACAUGCGAACCAGCAUUUCGGCGCACUAGAGAGAAAAAGUUUUGAUGAUUUUAUCAAUGAUGGAAAAGAACUUGCUAGAAACUAUCAUCUGACACCACUCUCUAAUUCAUACACAGCUUUGCAAGAGGCUGUGAAAGGAAUGCAUCCUGCUGGUUGUACAGCGCUUGGUCCCGCACUGACCAUCUGUGCUGGUUUUAUCAGCGGCAUGCCUUCUUCAGAGAUAGUUCUUUGCACUGAUGGCAUGCCUAAUGUGGGUAUUGGCAGCCUGCAGUGUGGCUCAGUAGACCCCUCAUUCUACCAAAAGAUUGGAAAAUAUGCUAAGGACAACAAGUCAGUCAUUAACAUAUUGGCAGUAGAGGGGGAACCAGUCGGACUUCCCCAUGUCAGCAAGGCUGCAGUGGAGAGUGGAGGUACCGUGAACGUGCUGAAUCCACUUGAGAUCGUCAGACAGCUUCGUCAGAUUAUGCAGAAUUCCCUGGUGGCCACCAGCACCACGGUUCUAUUCCUUCUACACCCAGAGUUUGUUUUUGAUGAACCAGGCUACCCAGAGAACAUGAACCGGCUCUCCAAAGAAAUAGGGAAUGUGAUGAAAGACACUAACCUGACCUUUCGUUUCAAAUUAAAAGAUCCUAGCAAAAGCCUGACUCUAAAAGAGGUGCCUUUUCAGGCCCAGAUCUCAUACACUCGCAAAGAUGGCAUGAAGUGUCUCAGAAUCAUGAGCAAGAGCAACAAGGCCACAACCAACAGAACAGAGAUGGAGAAGGGAAUCAAGGUAUCUGUUCUGGGAAUAGCAGCUGUUAAGAAGACAGCUGCUCUUGCACAAGAAGGGAAUGUCAAGGAAGCCAACCGACACCUGAAAGCUGUUAAGCGAUUGGCCAAACGAGGAGCAAAGUCCGAUGAUCAAAAGGAAGAAAUGUCUGCUUUCCAGGAUGGGUGUCUGGAUUUGGAUAAGGAAAUUGAGAGGAACAUUGGCAAAUGGGAUCAAGCUGCUCUACAUGAAAAAGAGAGGAGAACAGAUCUGUUCUGCAAAGCAUCCCAGUUACAAAAUGCUGCAUAUUUAGGCAGUAGCGGGAAAAAGAUGGUGGCUCAGCAACGUGUAGCUUCUGAGAUGGCCAUUCAAAAAUACUAUAACUACAAGUACUGAACUGAUUUUACCUUCUGAUUGCAUUUCAUGCAUUUUCAUCAUGAUUUAUUAGAGGUACAACUGCAUUCAACUUUAUAACAUUUUAUGGAAGAAUUUCAGGACAUUUAGACUGAAAGUGGAUCCAGACAUACUUUAAAAGUACUUUUAAUAGCAUUGCUGUCAUAACAGACCAGUUAUCAAAUAUUUGCAUCUUGCAUCCAAGCAAACUAGUAUGAUCUUUUAAAAUUGCUUUAUCUCUCAAAUCAAAUACAAGUUUACACUGCAAAAGUUGUGAAUGUCUUUUUGUUCAGAUACACUUUAGCUAGCAUGCACAACCUGUACACUAACAAUAAAUGAAACACACACACACAUCCCCCUUUAUGACUUACAUUAUGGUAAACAUUAGCAUCAGUCUCAACAGUAACAUCCCUGAUUAAAACAGAUAUGCGUAGAACAUAUCGCAGUGAAAGACUGUAGUAAAUGUUCAUGCCAUGUGGUGUAUUUAUGACUCUAACAGAUUUCACUUUUGGUGCUAUGGGUGAAAUUAAAAGUUGUAGUAAUGCUGGGAACAAAAUGGGAGAAUGUGAUACAUUUUCUCAGACACGCUAUGAAAUUGUGGGAAAAGCAAUAGGCAGCAUAAUCAAAGUGAGCUUAGCCUCUGCUUUUCGGUUGGGUUCUAUAAUACUAACUCUGACUUAAAAAAUGUUAAUUCUCAUUUAAAACAUGUGUCAUAUUUCUCAGGUGGUUUUUAAAAAUAUUCAGCAGAGGGUUAACAAAUGCAUUGUAUGCAGAGCUAAAAAGAAGAAAUAAAACAAAA
Messenger RNA from Pomacea canaliculata, 3628 nucleotides. Its product is annotated as circularly permutated Ras protein 1-like. Gene Ontology annotation, molecular function: zinc ion binding; GTP binding; GDP binding. The transcript has 16 exons. The coding region runs from base 241 to 2832 and encodes 863 amino acids. The record is from RefSeq and is a predicted model, not a curated record. Gene Ontology annotation, biological process: endoplasmic reticulum to Golgi vesicle-mediated transport; intracellular protein transport; signal transduction. NCBI's taxonomy places the organism in Eukaryota, Metazoa, Mollusca, Gastropoda, Architaenioglossa, Ampullariidae. Gene Ontology annotation, cellular component: plasma membrane; COPII vesicle coat.